AUGGGUCGGGGAACCUUACGAAUAGAAUACGGAUUCGCGCAUGCAGCCACUACUGUAAGUAGAUUCUCACUAGAUUUUAUCCGUGUUGCAUCACAGGGAGACCUAAAAGCUCAGGCAAUUGGACUUCAUGGCCGACUAAGCUCACCCAUGCCGUAG
Dovyalis caffra is the source of this 156-nucleotide messenger RNA. NCBI's taxonomy places the organism in Eukaryota, Viridiplantae, Streptophyta, Magnoliopsida, Malpighiales, Salicaceae. The record is from the annotation of a GenBank genome assembly.